ACUACAAGAAAGAAUAACAUCAACACAAAUUCCUAAUUUAACGCUAUGAUGAAGUUGCGUUCUAACUACUCUUUAUAUUCUUUACCUUUAUUCUUCUUCUUCUAAUGCCCCCAAAAUCCUCUUUCACCUUACCUAUCUAUCAUUCUUCUUUUCCCUUUCUUUCUCCCUUCUUUUUCUUCACUUUCCUCCCAUAUUCACCUUCAUCAUUCUCCUCAUUCUUCUCAAUGAAAUGAACCAUAAUCCAUCAUGGUUUCUUUCAUAGUUAACCACCACUACUACCAUAACACUUCACAAACCCAAAAACUUUUUUUCGUAGAAACUAAAUUAGUCCACCUAAAUUGAAACCAGAGAGAACCACAAACUCAAAAACUACGUGAUACAUAAUAAGAAACUAAGAAGAUUGAAUCUUUUUUUUUUGUGACUCUUCAACUUAUGGCUACUAUUGCUACUUUCUUCAACAAAUUUUACUAUGUUUUGAUCCUCAUUGUCCACCUUGGAUGCUUCAUGUUCACCGUCGCCGCCGCCACCGCCGGAAAACAAGAUAACCGUCAAUUAUUACCAUCAAAGAAACGAAAAAUCUCACCUUUAUCACAACCCUCUUCACCUUCUCACCCUAAAUUCAAAACCCAUAAAACUCUUUCUUCUUCUUGGCAUUUCAUCAAACACCUCUUCUGCAAAAAUUCAAGUAAAACUGUAACCACCACUCCCACCACCCAAUCAUCACCUCAGUCCACCAUUACAAACACCGUGAAAGCCUCCACACAAUCACUUAUCUCAUUGGUUCAACCCGACCCGAGUUUCCAAGAUCCACCACGGAAGAAACAAUCCGAAUCAGAUAUUUCCGCUGAUAAUAACAACCUCUUCUUCCCUCUCCGUAAUGACAUCUUCCCAUGUACUGCGUGUGGCGAGAUUUUUCAGAAACCCAACCUCCUCGAGAAUCACCAAUCCGCAAACCAUGCAGUUUCGGAGCUUAUAGGAUCCGACCCGGGUCACAAUAUCGUGCAAAUCAUCUUCAAAUCGGGUUGGCCAGAAACAAACACCUUCCCAAACAUACACCGAAUCAUGAAGAUCCAUAACAGCCAGAAAAUCCUCUCGAAAUUCGAAGAAUAUCGCGAAACGGUGAAGAUUAAAGCAGCGCGUGGUGUCACGCGCCGCCGUGACGAACGCUGUAUUGCUGACGGGAAUGAACUCAUGCGUUUUCAUUGCUCAACUUUUUUAUGUGAGUUGGGACAUAACGGGGAUUCUUCGAUUUGUUCUCAGCAAUUUUGUAAUAUCUGUGGAAUUAUUAAAUCAGGGUUUUCCCCAAAAUUAGAUGGAAUUUCCACGCUGUCGACUAGCUGGAGGGCACACGUGUCAAUUCCUGAUGACAUCGAGCGGGAGUUUAAGUUCAUGAACGUCAAACGGGCAAUGCUCGUUUGUCGUGUUAUUGCGGGUCGGGUUGGGUCAGAUUUGGACGAUGAGGUGGAUAAAACCGAUGGAGGUUUUGAUUCGGUGAUGGCGCGGGGCGAGAGUGGUGUUUACACAAGACUUGAUGAGGAGGAGUUGGUUGUUUUUAAUCCUAGGGCUGUUCUUCCUUGCUUUGUGAUUGUGUAUAGUGUGUAAUUUGUGAUGAACAAUGAUUAUGAGCUUGAUCUAAUGGUCAUGUGAUGAUGAGUUGUAAUCUUAAUUUAGUCAAGUAUUUUGUAGUUAAGGAAUCCCUUUUUGACAUAAUCCAUGUUAUUGGAUCAUUGUGCACACAAAAUUGUGUAUUAAAUUGACACACCAUGUGGUAUAGUUUAUGUGUGUGUGUGUGUGUUUGAGGUGAAUAUCUUGGUUAUGUGCACAAAAUUUUGUGCAUUAGAUUGGUACAUCAUAUUGUAUAGUUUGUGUGUUUGUGUUUUAGGUGAAUCUCUUGAUUGUGUGUGAUUAAGGUUACCUUUUGCCUA
Molecule: messenger RNA, 1925 nt
Organism: Medicago truncatula (barrel medic)
Lineage: Eukaryota; Viridiplantae; Streptophyta; Magnoliopsida; Fabales; Fabaceae
Exons: 1
Coding region: 433-1602 (389 amino acids)
Source: RefSeq, a predicted model, not a curated record